This is a messenger RNA of Drosophila kikkawai, 2248 nucleotides long. It is a transcript of the gene Trap1, whose product is annotated as TNF receptor associated protein 1. The record is from RefSeq and is a predicted model, not a curated record. NCBI's taxonomy places the organism in Eukaryota, Metazoa, Arthropoda, Insecta, Diptera, Drosophilidae. Gene Ontology annotation, biological process: protein folding. Gene Ontology annotation, cellular component: mitochondrial inner membrane. Gene Ontology annotation, molecular function: ATP binding; protein kinase binding; ATP-dependent protein folding chaperone.
CUAAUAAUCCAUGUGUGCGCUGAAGUAAACUUCUAGUCGUUAAAUAACAUUUCCGAAAACAAAAGUUAUACAUAAAUAGAUAUUUAAACCAUGUCGGUCCGUGCGAUGGGAGUGCUUUGUCAGGCGCGAAACCUGGCCCGCCUUGGGGGCGUGCUGAGGCAGAGCCGCCUGCCUGCAGUCGCAGCGGUCCAUAAUUUCGCUCCGCGAUUACAUCGAUCGCAUGCCGGCCUCUCCCUUCGUUGCUUCGCCACUGAAACCAAGGAGGCGCCGCAGGGAAAGGUGGACAAGCACGAGUUCCAAGCGGAGACGCGACAGUUGCUGGACAUUGUGGCUCGCUCCCUGUACUCUGACCACGAAGUCUUUGUGCGAGAACUUAUCUCCAAUGCCAGCGAUGCCCUGGAGAAGUUUCGCUACACCUCGCUGAGCGACAGCGGAACGGAUCUAGCUGGCAAGGACCGGCCUCUGGAGAUUCGCAUCACCACAGACAAGCCGCUGAUGCAGCUCAUCAUACAGGACACGGGCAUUGGCAUGACCAGGGAGGAGCUAGUUAGCAACUUGGGCACAAUUGCGCGCAGCGGUUCGAAACACUUCUUGGAGCAAAUGAAGAGCAACCAACAGGAUGGCACCUCAGAGGCCUCCUCCAACAUAAUUGGCCAGUUUGGUGUCGGCUUCUACUCGGCCUUUAUCGUGGCCAAUAAAGUGGAGGUGUAUACGCGGGCGGCUACGCCUGACGCAGUUGGUUUGCGUUGGUCCACUGAUGGCAGCGGGACCUACGAAAUCGAGGAGGUGCCGGACGUGGAGCUGGGUACAAAGAUCGUGUUGCACCUGAAGACUGAUUGCCGGGAGUAUGCGGAUGAGGAUCGCAUCAAGGCUGUGAUUAAGAAGUACAGCAACUUUGUGGGCUCGCCCAUUCUGCUGAACGGAAAGCAGGCCAACGAGAUAAAGCCGCUGUGGCUGCUGGACCCGCAGAGCAUCAGCCAGGAGCAGCACCACGACUUCUAUCGCUUCAUCAGCAACAGCUUUGAUGUACCGCGUUUCACGCUGCACUACAAGGCUGACGUUCCCUUGAGCAUUCAUGCGCUUCUGUACUUCCCCGAGGGCAAGCCGGGCAUGUUCGAAAUGUCGCGAGACGGAAGCACUGGCGUCGCUCUGUACACGCGCAAGGUUCUCAUCCAGUCGAAGACUGAGAACCUCCUGCCCAAGUGGCUGCGCUUUGUUAAGGGCGUGGUCGACUCUGAGGACAUUCCGCUCAACCUGAGCCGCGAGCUUCUGCAGAACAGCAGUCUGAUCCGGAAAUUAUCGAGCGUGAUAUCCACGCGCGUAAUCCGAUUCCUGCAGGAACGCGCCAAGAAGCAGCCGGAGGACUAUGAGACCUUCUACCGUGAUUACGGGCUCUUCCUGAAGGAGGGCAUCGUCACCUCAAGUGAUCCUGCCGAGAAGGAGGAUAUUGCCAAGCUACUGCGGUUUGACUCGUCCAAAUCCGAGACGUCCAGUGGGCGCAUGUCACUGGAGGAAUACUAUAACGCUGUUCCCGCUGACCAACAAAACAUAUACUACCUGGCAGCCCCUAACCGCGUCCUAGCGGAAUCCUCGCCCUAUUACGAGAGCCUGAAGAAGCGCAACGAACUGGUGCUGUUCUGCUACGAGCCCUAUGAUGAGCUUGUACUAAUGCAACUGGGCAAGUUUAAAAGCAAAAAUCUCGUCUCUGUGGAGAAGGAAAUGCGCGAGGAGUCUAAGGAAACGACGGCAAGCACUGACUUUGGCGAGGGCAGCCUGCUGCGCUCAGAGCUCGAUAAGCUGAUUCCCUGGCUCGAAGAGGAACUUAAGGGACAGGUGAUCAAGGUGAAGGCCACAACUCGCUUGGACACGCACCCGUGCGUUAUCACCGUGGAGGAGAUGGCGGCGGCUCGCCACUUCAUUCGCACUCAGAGCCAUCAGGUCCCAGAGCAGAACCGUUUUGCACUGCUGCAGCCGGAGCUGGAGAUUAACCCAAAGCACCCCAUUAUCAAGAAGCUGAAUAAGUUGCGCGAAAGCGACAAGGAGCUGGCCCAACUGAUCACAAAGCAGCUCUUCGCCAACGCCAUGGUGGGCGCUGGUUUGGCGGAGGAUCCUCGCAUGCUCCUGACCAACAUGAACACUCUGCUGUCGCGGGCCCUGGAGAAGCACUAGUAAUAUUAAUUUGUAUAAUUAGCCCGUAAUGACCGUGUUGAAAUAGUUGUAAACAUUAAAUGAACCUUUUUUUCCCAAA